GUCCAAAGCCUACUAAUUUCCCGAGCCUUUAGGUUAGGGAAAUUAUAAGGAUUUGGACAAAACGCAAGUGAAAUUAUUCCCUAAUUUCACUCGUCACCAUUUGAUUACACAUACAUAUUCGUUUGCGGUCCUUUGCAGUCCCUUGUGGUUAAUGUUUGUACUUUAAGGAACGAGAGCCCUCCCCCUCCCCCCUCUUUUACUCGCCACAUUUUUCGCGCUGUCUUCCUUUGCUCCGAAAGCACAAGGAAACGCUUGCUACGCGGGCUAAGCUGUAAGCGAUGAAAACACGCCAAAAAACAUCAGUAUAUAAUUUCGCACACAAAGUUCUUUCGAACGUCUCGUUCCGCGUUCUAUUCAAAUAAUCACACCUGCCGUGGGUCUUUAUCAGAGACUUGAGCUUGUUUAAACUUGCCCGGUGAGGAAAGAUUUCCCAGCAUUCAUGGCUCCAUGUGUCUUCCCAGCUUCCCGCUAAAAAUGUUCUCGUGAUGGAUCACGUGCUAAGCACAAACCAAUCAGACACCCCUAAUUGAAUUUCCCGCACUUUUCCUGCUUGAAAUCUUGGCGCGUAAUUCAUAAGUUGCUUCGCCAUCGCCGGGACGAGAGGUAUGUACAGUUGUUAGUUUGUGUGCUGCUUUAGAAAGGAAAAAUUGUGGAAAGUUACUCAAAAUGUCUCGCUACACAGUCAAUCAGGUAUUUGUAAAGGAGAAGAUCCUGUAAUAUUGAGACAUUUGACGCGAUUUUGAGGAGUCGAUGUCGAUUGUGAAGUUCGCUCUUCGACUCUAGGCGGCCAUCUUAAUAGUUGAUUUUUAAACGAAGAAAUGUCGUAGUUUUGCGUGUUAUUUCGCCGGUCGAUUACUUUAAAUUUCAUUUCUUAGUUCUUUUGACAAGUAGUAAAGACAGGUUACAACGAAAUCAUACCAAUUAUAGGGAAUUUAUGGGAGACACGCUGAAAUAAUUCUCUUACUUGAUCGACUCGAUUCGUCCAAUGCGAUAUUUAGGUUAAUCUUAGUCUACGUUUGUUGCGGUUGUGUACAUCGGAUCAUUCAUGCUCAUAGCAGAGUUGUACUACAGAGCAAAUUACGGACAUUUAAUGCUCCGUAUUAUCUCUGAUCCACACUGAUCGUUGAACGCGGGAACCAUGUAUUGCUUUCCCGCCAUUUUGAGUUUAUCGAUCUUGUUGUCCUCCGACGAGCCUCGAGCGUUUAGCUUAUAUCUUGACUCUUUGAAAGCUUUAGCUUUCCGUUUUUUCGGCUCACAGCAGUAAAAAACGAGCAGGUCUCGGUUUCUUGUUGAUAGAAAAUUUUUGUGUUUCCCAUCAAAUUAUAUAUAUAGUUAGAUUUAUAUUGAUUAGAAUUAGCUGCAUGCUCGAUCGAAUUUCAAGUCUUCCAUUCAUUCCAAUCUAAUACUGAAGAGUUCGAUGAACUUAUGCCAUGAAGUAAUUGGUGAAUCUAUCAUUAAGUUUUAUAAAUUAUUUUCUAAAUGUUGUGGCAACAGAAAUGAAUUUGUAAAUUCCUUUUGGCAAGGAGCAACCAAUUGGCUAAUUACAAGCAAGGCAACAAAGUUGCACUUAACAUCUGAAAAAUAACUCCUGCUCCUCGGGAAUAUGCGAGUCUGAUGCCUGGGACACCAGAGUGAUUUGCAUAUGGAAAAACCCAAAUUUCAAAAAUGGUUUAUCAGGGGUUUCAAUAAAAAUGGAAGUAGGCAGCAGGAAUAAAGUAAUUUGAGAGUAUCCACCAGGGGACAGUAGGCUCUUUCUUGUAGUGGAGUUUAAGAGUGCACUAACUCAGAAAAUUUUGACCUUCUUGUCAGAUCAGACUGCUUUUAUUCAUCAAUACAUUCAUCUCAACUUCAUUUGUCAAAAUGUUUGAAGCAAGACUUGCUCAAGGCAGUGUACUCAAAAAGAUCCUUGAAGCCAUUAAAGACCUGGUUCCCCAUGCAAACUGGGACUGUUCUGAUACUGGCAUAUCUGUACAAGCCAUGGACAGUAGUCACGUCAGCCUGGUGUCUCUGUCAUUGAGUCACGAUGGAUUUGAGCAGCCAUACAGGUGCGACAGAAACAUCACCCUUGGCAUGGAUACUCCUACACUCUCAAAAGUUCUUAAGUGUGCAAGCAAUGAUGAUAGCAUUACUAUUAAAGCUGAAGACUCAAGCGAUACAGUUUCAUUUGUCUUUGAAAGUCGAAGUAAGUAAUUUAUUUCAAUUAAUUACUAUUUAUGUUGACACUGUCAAUUUUGUUGUCCAAAAUUACUACCAUAUGGCAUUAAAUUUGCUCAGAGUUUUAAUUUGGCAGAUAGGCAAUAUUUUUUAUGAAAACUGUAUUUUCUUGUUGGAAUUAAGCUUUGUGAUUUUUAGCAAAUUUCAUAGCACAUUUUGCUUUAUUUGGGCAAUGUAUAUGAGAAGCAAUGCCCAGUAUUGAAUAAUUGUAUGUCAUGGACUUUCCAUCACAGUCAAGAAUUUUUAUGGUCUUUUGAUGAUGGUGAAGCUCCAUAUGUGCUUUAAGCAUGUGUCAGCAGAGCCCCAUAGCCAAGAAAAUUUGUUUAUCUACCCAUUGCAGAAAUUUUGGUAGUCAUGUGAUUGUCUGCAUUACAGAGGAACCAAUGUGAAAUGCCACACUUUCUAACGGGAGCUUCACCUUUGCUAAUAUUUAUAUAUUAGAAACUGUUUUUGCCAAGGUAACUAGUGCUUUCAAUUUCUAAUAGCCUGGCAAAAUCCCCAUCUUGACCUAAAAUUAUCUGUGUACAUUUUUAUUCUUACAUUUAUGUUUAUUCAUAUCUUUAUUUCAGACCAAGAAAGAGUAUGUGAUUACAGUAUAAAACUUAUGGACAUUGAUAGUGAACAUUUAGGAAUCCCGGUAGGUCAUAAAGAUUCCUUAAAUGUUCCAUUUACCGACAAAUUUUUUAGGUUAACUCUUUAAGUCCUCAGAGUGGGGGCCAAAAUCUCUUUUCUCCUAACAUCGUCAACAGAAAGGUUAUGAGAAUUAGUAAAAUGAUCACCGAAGGCAAAAAUAAUGCUUUGAUCUUUUGUCAAAUUUUCUUAGCUAAUUGUUAAAGGAAAUGUAUGGAGAUCAGCCUCAAGGCUGUCGUGUGUAAUCUAAGAAAAAUGUAAGGGAGCCCAUUGCUCUAAACCUGUGACCAUAUGAUUUCUGUGAAAAACUAUGAUUUCCUAGUCAUCUAAGAGCAAAAGUUAAGUGCCAGGGGCCAGCCCAAUUCUGGAGAAUUUGUGUAUGGAAACUGGGGCUUGAACUUAUUCUGAGAGUUUAGCUUGAAAAGGUAUAAGGAGGGUCAAAACUAACUUGUUUUCACUUUUUGAAGUCAUUAGCUUUAAUAAUUUUUUUUUUGUGGAUGAUAGGACCAAGAGUAUGAUGCUGUUGUUCACAUGCCUUCCUCUGAGUUCCAGAGAAUAUGUCGUGACCUGACACAGAUUGGUGACUCUGUAAAAAUUAACUGCACAAAAGAGGGUGUAAAGUUUUCGGCUUCUGGUGAUCUAGGAGAGGGAAACAUUCUCCUUAAACAAAGUGCAAGUGUUGACAAGGAAGAAGAGCAGGUAGGAUACUAGUAAUAAUGUAAAUUUCAAGUGCAGUUCAUAUUCUUGGGGGUCCUGUGCUACUAAGUGCUGAUCUUUUCAUUGUGCUUGCAACUUUUCAUAACUGCCAUCUUGAAUUUUUAAAAGACUGUUGUGUCAUGCAACAGUUAAGUGGCCACAAGAAAGUUUCCAUAUAUAGUUUAGUCAGAGUUUUUAACAAUUAGCUUUUAGAUAGUCCGAUUUUGUGUUAUGUUAUUAUGUAUAUAUUUCAUUCUUAGGUUUAGUUUUAUAUGGAUGACCCCAUAAGCUGCAUAACAUUUAAUAUCAUUGUGUUAAAGUAGAGUUUGUCUGUCUGUCUGUCCACAUAUGCACAUAUAAGGUUUAUGUAGGUGGCUUUAUCUAUUGGGCUUUUACCAUUUGAACAUUCCCUCUAUGGUAGAACAUGUAUUAAUUUCAUUGUGUUUGAGUUCAUCACGAAACAAACACAUUUAACCAAAACAAACUCUAAUUUCAAAUGCACUCAUUAAUUUGCAAUCACUACUGUAGUUAUAUAUAGUACCAUUCAUGUUGUGGUCAUGGCUAACAACAUACCUGUAAGAUGAGGAUAUAUUAUAUCAGCCCAAGAAAAUGUGUUUAAAAAAAAUGUUUGUGUUAAAAUCAACACAUACAACUUCUUUUGCAUCUUCCAUAAUUUACCUUUUUUGAUAUGAAAGUGUGACCCCUAUACCUAGAUUCCCAGAAGGAUGGGGUGGGAGGGUGGUGAAAUGAACAAACCCAGCAUUUAUUGAGAAAAAUAUUGACAUGUGCUUAAACCCACAAUUGCAGGUUUCAAUUGAACUAAAUGAACCAGUGGAACUUACAUUUGCCCUCAGAUAUCUAAACUUUUUCACAAAGGUAUGUACAGCAUCCAACCUGCCAAAUUAUACUCAUAGUACUUCGAGCACCUUAUUUCUUAAGCAUAUAACUCUUGUAGACAGCCAAAAAAUACUGUAGUUGACAAGACUGUGAUCUUAAGAAAAUCCAUAGGGAUGCCCAGCAUAAAAAUUUAUUGCAAAAAUCUAAGACAGUUAGACUUCUUUGUCUGCUAAACACAUCACUGCCUAAGGCACAUAUCAGCAAAUUUGGAACUCUUGUGGCAGUUGUUUUGCUUGCCAUGGUAUUUCCUUCUCACAAUAAAACCAAAACUGUUGCUGCUUGGAGCUCUGUGUAACAUGUUGCAUGCUCACAUUAAUUUUUUAUUUAAAUCAUCAUUAUUAUCAUCAUCACCAUCAUCAUCACGUAUUUAUACAGGGGUAAACUUCAAGCUAACAUGCAAAUGUAGCUAAAUACGUAUGUUGUAGUUCAAUUUUAUUAUUGCUUUAAAUUUUAUUUUCUUUUGUUUCAAACUCAUUAUACAUUACCAUAGCCCAAAACAAAGGAAAAUAUAAUUUAAACCAAGGAUGAAAUUGAACCACAACAUUACAUAUAUACUUUUAAAAUACUGAAAAUGUUACAAUAUAUAUUGAAUACAAACAAAGCACUAACAAUAAAGUUAUGUUGAAAAAAUUAAAUUAAAGCCUGUUUUUCAUAAAUGCUGUGUUUGAGUUAGAAGUUAACAGUUGUCCAAAGCAAGUCAAAAAUUUUUGCUUGUCUUUUAUCAGAGGGUUAACUGUUACACAGAACAGUCCCGCUGUAGCAGAAGCUGUUUUUAUAGUAAUUGGUUUUUGGCAAAAGAACAGCAAGCUUAUUAGAAUUUGUAAGGCUAUAGGAGUUAAAUUUAUAGUUGUGUUGUACAUGUAUUAAAUAAUUUGACAGAUUUUCCCUUACAUUUCCCUAGGCAUCUCCCCUGUCAAGCACUGUAACCAUGUCACUGAAGGAUGAUGUUCCUCUUGUUCUUGACUACCGCAUUGGAGAAAUGGGCAACCUCAAGUAAGCUGACGUUUUUAAUGCUUAUGAUACUCGAGCAUAAUUUCACGGUAAAUCACAUUCACAAGCUUGCUUUGGUAUCAAGAACAAAAGAUCCCAGACUGGGGAUUUUCUGAGAGUUUUGUGAAGCAAAAGCAAACUAACCCAGGAAUAUCUGAAACUGAUUGACAUCAAUUAUUGGUGUGGGUAUCAACAAGUUAAUAAUGCAGACAUGAUAAAAGGGAAAUCUAAGAAAAUCUGUAGCAAGCUUGCAGAGGUCUUUGACCUACUAGAUAUGUUUUGCAAUCUUACAUUAGUAUAAGAAAGAUAUGAGUGGAAAGUAAAGAUAAGUAAAAAAUAUUGGUCGUGAAAAUAACAAAAAGUCACAGCUUGACUCUGAUGUCUCUGUUCUUUUGGUGUCCUCAUAAAUGGAAUGAGUGUUUGCUUUGGUUUAACAUUGCAGUGCAUUAUACAAACUUUUUCUCUUUUUUAGAUACUAUCUUGCUCCAAAGAUUGACGAAGAUGAGCCCAUGACAAAUGAAGAUUAAUUGAUUAUAGAUUUAAGUGUUAACUUUCUUUAUCGUGGAAUUAACCUUUUACUGCCAUCAAAAUGUACAUAAAAAAGAGACGUGUUAGCAAGAUUUUUGGAUUGCACUAUGGUAUUUUCUGUGUUUAACACCUUCUGAAGAUUUCUUUCUUAAAAUAACAAUAGUAUAUUCAAACAGCCAAAUUUAAGUGCAUAUUUAACUGAAAUGGAAUAAAAAGCGUCUGUU
Molecule: messenger RNA, 6179 nt
Organism: Porites lobata
Lineage: Eukaryota; Metazoa; Cnidaria; Anthozoa; Scleractinia; Poritidae
Source: the annotation of a GenBank genome assembly